UUUCCUGGUUUUGGUGGGGAGAGACCGGGGGAUUGGAGCAGACGAGUCCAUCUGUACGCCGCUCACAGCGCUUCCGUCGGUCGGAAUAUCCUGCCGUUUUCUUCAGAAACUUGGAAACUGUACGCGAUGCUUGAAUGCUAGAACCGCCCGAUACCCCCCUCCUCUCUUUAGUUUCUUUCCCUUUUUAUUCUUCUUUCCUUAAAGGCGUUUCAAACGUCUUUGUCUCAGGAAACUAGCGCUACAUUCACAGAAAAAAAGUCCUGAGAUUUACUGCAGGAUUAACAGACACAGAUUAGUGAGUCAACAUCUAUGGCGCUCUUGUGACCAAAAGCAUCAUCAUGAGCAUACUGCCCCCUGUACGGAAAGACCGCAUUAUCAGCCAGCUUCCUCAGUGCUUCAACAAAGGUGCUGCUUUGAACACAGAGGAUGAAUUCCACGGCAAGGUGAAGACGGCCUGUCAGCAGCAGAGGACAGGAACUGUGGGUAGGUUUAAGAUCUCCAAGGUCAUUGUAGUGGGUGAUCUGGCGGUGGGGAAAACCUGUCUGAUUAAUAGAUUUUGUAAAGAUGUCUUUGACAAAAAUUACAAGGCCACCAUUGGUGUGGACUUUGAAAUGGAGAGGUUUGAAGUUCUUGGGGUGCCUUUCAGUUUACAACUGUGGGACACUGCAGGACAGGAGAGAUUCAAAUGCAUUGCCUCUACAUACUACAGAGGAGCUCAGGCUGUAAUCAUUGUGUUUGAUUUGACGGAUGUGGCUUCACUGGAGCAUACAAGGCAAUGGCUGGAGGAUGCAAUGAAAGAGAAUGAUCCUACCAGUGUAUUACUCUUCUUGGUAGGCACAAAGAAAGAUCUGAGCUCUCCUGCACAGUAUACGCUUAUUGAGCAGGACGCCAUUAAACUGGCAGAUCAGAUGAAAGCAGAGUACUGGGCUGUGUCCGCCUUGUCUGGGGAGAAUGUAAGAGAGUUUUUCUUCAGAGUGGCAUCUUUAACGUUUGAGGCAAAUGUCCUGGCAGAGCUGGAGAAAAGUGGAGCCAGGCGUAUUGGGGAAGUUGUUCAAAUCAACAGCGACUCAAAUAACAUGCAUGCAACUUCCAAGAAGAAACAGACCAAGUGUUGUCAGUAAAGACUGGCCAUGUGAAAAUGCAAACAUUUGCACCAAUAUAUAAUAGUACCAAAGCAAAACAUACACAUAAAUGUACAUAUACAUACAUUGGGAGAAUAUACAAGAUAAGAAAAGUUGGAUGGACAAUAUUCCAACUAUGCGACUGUACACAGAGCAGCGUGGUUUGUUAUUCAUAAGGUGCAACUGAAUAUCUGCUGGAUGAAAGAAAACAUUCCUUUGUUGGUUUGCAUUUUUUGUGGCAAAGCAGUAUUCGGUUUCUCCAAGAGAUCUAUGCACAAUAAUAAGUGAUUAUUCAAUUGUGUUCAUUAAAAAUAGGCUACAUAUUAGCUCAUGUUUUUCUUAGUUUACAGUCAGUAGUGAUUUUAAAAGGUACACAAGAGGAUCGUGCAUGAGUUGCAUGAAAAGCAAUAAUAGUGAUACAUGUAUUUUUUUAUAUCAAAAAUCCUGUUUAUUAAAAGGGUAAUUUUCCUUAAAAAGUGAUAUUGAAUUUUUUUGAUACGUGUUCAAAUUAUUGCUUUAAAUACUUUAAAAGUAUAAGGGCUUAUAUAUUUUGUUUCCUGUGAUUGACAUUUUUAUUCAUAAUAAAAUGUUUCUCCUUAAAUGAGCC
Cyprinus carpio (common carp) is the source of this 1728-nucleotide messenger RNA. Its product is annotated as ras-related protein Rab-34-like. Gene Ontology annotation, molecular function: GTP binding; GTPase activity. Gene Ontology annotation, biological process: phagosome-lysosome fusion; endocytosis. The record is from RefSeq and is a predicted model, not a curated record. Lineage: Eukaryota; Metazoa; Chordata; Actinopteri; Cypriniformes; Cyprinidae.